Messenger RNA from Melitaea cinxia (Glanville fritillary), 560 nucleotides. RefSeq lists its product as uncharacterized. Lineage: Eukaryota; Metazoa; Arthropoda; Insecta; Lepidoptera; Nymphalidae. The transcript has 2 exons. The coding region runs from base 1 to 348 and encodes 115 amino acids. The record is from RefSeq and is a predicted model, not a curated record.
AUGCUGCUUCAGCAGGCGUCGUCGUCGCCAGGUCCAAGUGGCACGGCCAGCCCCAAACUCACCACCAACUCUAGGCCCAAUCCGAGCCCCAACUUCAGUGCGAGACUAACAGGCAGUCCAAGUUUGAGCGAUGGUGCCUCGAGUUCGAGCAGCUCAAAGUUGGGAACCAACAGCCCAAGGUUGGGUGCAAGUCCCAAAUAUGGAAGUCCAGGGAUUGGAGGAAGCCCCCGGUUUGAAGGGAAGGGCGCUUUUGAGGACGAGGUCGCGUUGGAGAGGCUUCAGACGGAAUUAAAAGAAGGAUGGACGGUUCAUACAGGGAGAGAUGGGAGGCUGUAUUAUUGCAAGUAAGUACAGGAAUUGUAUUACGAAUGAAAUAAAUUCAAGAUUUACAAAGAGGUAAGCUGGAAAAAAUUAAUUUGAUAUAAUUUAUCAUUAAAUUUAACCCUUUCAAGAGGAGUUUUGAUUGGCUUAGAUAUAUUUUUAGAGUAAUUUAAAAUAUAUGUUAUUAUUAUAAACACGACGUAGGUUUGGCAUAAUUCGCUGCAAAAAAAAACAAAUUU